CUGGAAAAGUACGGAAGUUACUCGAACUAUUUAAUUCAAAAAGAAGUAAAACAUAGAGAAACAAAAUUGAAAAGUGAAACGAUGAGUAAAUAUGUCCAGAAAUUGAAAAUGAGGGAGAAAAAUUUAUUGAGAGCACCAAUUCUUUACGAAGGUCCAAUAUACAUAAACUAUUGGAUGCGAAAACGGAGGAGCGGAGCUAGAAAAUAA
Messenger RNA from Theileria orientalis strain Shintoku, 207 nucleotides. RefSeq lists its product as hypothetical. The record is from RefSeq and is a predicted model, not a curated record. Lineage: Eukaryota; Apicomplexa; Aconoidasida; Piroplasmida; Theileriidae. The transcript has a single exon.